GCCAGAUUUGUCAAUAAGAAGCAUGAGGUUUUUUGUGUUAUAAAUUUGUAUUAACCGCUUUGCUUGUGACCGGCUAACCAGGUCCGGCUAGAUUUCCUAACAUUUACUACCGUCGAUAAGAUGGGAAGCUUCUUUGUUUAAAGGCGAUAUUGUGGAGGUUCAGCCAAACCUGUUCAACCUAGAUGAGAAAGAUGUUGUUUAAAAGGUCAAGUUCUGCUUAGAGGUAUAUUUUGAGAACAUGGGAUUACCUUUCGUGUUACUGCUGCUAGUUGGGACAGCUACCAGUUCUAUCAAGUUCGACGCCCCCUUAGACUACAACCUAUUUUUCUGGCAAGGAAUCAACUCCUUACAAUACCACUUGGACAUUCGUAUCCCACGUGACUCCCGCAGAUUUACAAUUGAGUUCUGCACUAAUGUGCUCUGUACCAUGGACAAAGUGCUUCACUUCAGGGCGCGGUUCGAUAAACAGCACGUGGCCAGGUCGCAUCGGCUGAACGGAAAAUGGAGUUCGGAGCUGACAAGUGGAGUGAUGCCUUUUGAGAGAGGGGGCGAAUUCUCCAUGAAAAUUAUCACCGGGCAGUCUAGAUUUGAGAUCUACAUUGACGACGUAUUAUUCUGCCAGUAUAAUGGCGUUUUUCAUAGAGAAGCGCAAUAUGUUAUGAAGAUUUCUGGAAAAGUGGAGAUUACACAUUGGACUGAAUUUGUGGAUAAAUCAAUGUUAAGUCCCGCGGUUACCUACUGGGGAUUUAAGCGCAGCCCCAUAGCCGGUGAUAGACUACAAAUUGAUAUUCUAUUGGCUGCCAACUGGAAAAGUUUGGGAAAAUUUCACCUGGAUCUGAAUAAAAUGAAAGACCGGCUUCGGGCCAAUCAAAUUAUCUGUGAAUUUUCCUGGCCUUCGUCGACAUUCACACUCAAGUGUAUGGAUGAAAACCCGUGUACCCCAGCCGUAACCACAGUCACAUUGAAAGCCAGCCAGUGGUUCACGAUAUCGAUUAACUUUUCCCUUAACAGCAUGGUAAAGUUUUACUACAAACAAAUUUAUCUUGGAGAGAUUCGCAGCAAUUACGCCACUGUGCGGUCGAUACACUUCCAGUGGAGGAUUGAUGAUUAUAAAAUGAGGUUUAUUCCAGCUUCAGCACCUCAAGGACCUCCGCGGCGACAAUAGCUUUCUAAAGCUGUAGCAACUGCCAUCUAUAACUGUUUAAAAGCCUGUGUUUUUAUUGUUCUGUUAUUUCAAUGUGUUUGAGGUGUUAUUAGUUUUAUAAGAGUGAAGUUAAACAAUUAACAUUUACUUUUUUUGUGAAAAGCAUAGAAGCUAUACUAUAAUUUUUUUCGAUGUUAAAACAAGAUGAAAAGUGUCAACAUCUGUAUGAGUAAAUCAGUUUUUCGCAGAUAAAAUGUUACUUCAAUAACAAUA
This is a messenger RNA of Physella acuta, 1417 nucleotides long. RefSeq lists its product as uncharacterized. Gene Ontology annotation, molecular function: carbohydrate binding. NCBI's taxonomy places the organism in Eukaryota, Metazoa, Mollusca, Gastropoda, Physidae. The record is from RefSeq and is a predicted model, not a curated record.